GAACUCGUGGGAUUUGCAGCGGAGAAGAUCCUUUGCCUCCCAAAAAACACUUUAAUUUCAAGCGGGAGCGCACGGCACACCCACGCUUUCAGGUCGAAUUUCUCUGUUCUGUUUGGUUGCGGAGAAAGUGAAAGAAAAGAAAAGGAAAAUGAGAGCAAACUUGAAAUGGUGCAUCACACUGCCAAUUUUAUGGCAAUCGCUUGUCGGAGACGAAGCUCUCCUGUCUUGUCCUAUGGAAUCCCGAGGACCGCUAGGGUUCUCCGAGGAAUUUGUGGUUUGUUAUGUGGUUGCGCUUGGUUGCCGAGAAAAUAUUGGAAACUGUGAUUGCAUUUUUCCAUUGCUUACAGGUGGAUGGAUGGAACUGAUAUUGGAACAAGCAGUACUCUGGCUGAAGAUGAUAUGGAGGUAAAACCUCUUAGUUCACAAGUCUUGGAAUUUGACAUAGUAAUUCCCUCUGUUGAUAAUGCACAACCUAAUAUUUCUUUAGAAGAAGAAGAUGGCAUGGAUAUGGUACCAAAAAUUGGAAUGGAGUUUGAAUCUGAUGAUCAAGCAUACGAAUUUUACAGUAAUUAUGCUAGAUUGACAGGGUUUAUUGUUAGGAAUAAUCAUUUAGACAAGAGUGAGGUGAAUGGUGAAGUGCUAGCAAGAAGGUUUCCUUGCUCUAAAGAAAGUUUUGUACAGAAUGACAAAUAUGGUGCUAGUGCGAGGAAACGUAGGAAGGAAAGGAAAACCGGUUGCUUGGCACAAAUGGUCGUUUCUCGCCAAUCCAAUGGUAAAUAUGCUGUCAUCCAUUUUGAAGCUAAACACAAUCAUGAAGUUAGGGCCCCAGAUGGAGCCUGCAGUGUACCACCAGAAGGGAGAUUAACUGAUGCUCAAGCUGCUGGUGUUGACUCAGAGGAUAGUUUUAGGAGACACUCAGAAUCAGCCUUUGACUAUAACAGCCAUUUGCAUUCUAGGAGGAGAAGAGAAAUGAAGGAAGGAGAGGAAAGAAUUUUGUUGGAUUGUCUACAGAAGCGGCAAUUGGAAGAUCCAUCAUUCUUUUAUGAAGUGCAACAUGAUAUUGAUGAUUAUAUAACCAACAUAUUUUGGGCUGAUAAACAGAUGAUUGUGGACUAUGGCCAGUUUGGUGAUGUGGUUUGCUUCGAUACAACUUUCAGAACUAAAAAAGAUUGCCAACCAUUAGUGCCAUUUGUUGGUGUGAAUCAUCACAAGCAAGUAGUUAUAUUUGGUGCUGCACUUUUAUAUGAUGAUACUAUUGGAUCUUUUGAGGCACUAUUUCAAACAUUUAUGACAGCAAUGUCUGGACAGAAGCCAAAGACAAUUCUCACAGAUCAAGAUGCAGCAAUUAGUGAAGCGAUCAAUUUGGUGAUGCCAGAAACAAAUCAUCGUAUAUGUAUCUGGAAUAUAUACCACAAUGCUCUUUUACAUCUAAGCCAUGCAUUUGAUGGCCCAGGCUCUUUUUCCAGAGAUUUUAGCAGCUGCAUUUAUGAUCAUGAAGAUAAAGAGGACUUCAUUCAGGCGUGGAAGGUAAUGUUGGAUACACACAAUCUUCGGAAAAAUAAGUGGUUGAAGGGGAUAUUUGAUGAAAGAGAGAAAUGGGCUAUUGCCUAUGGAAGGCAUACUUUUUAUGCAGAUCUAAAAAACUCAGAGUUAAUUAACAGUUUUAAUAGAAACUUGAUGGAUCACUUAAACCCUGACCUAGAUAUAUUGCAAACUUUUGAGCAUUUCGAAAGGAUGGUGUCUGAUCUACGUUGCAAAGAAUUAGAAGCUAGUUAUGACAUAUUUGAACAGUUGCCAUCAUUGUUGGGGAAUGUGAUAUUGUUAAAGCAUGCGAGGGAUGUUUAUACACCAGAAGUCUUUGAAGUGUUUCAACGAGAAUAUGAGAAGUGUCUGAAUCUGGUUGUUAAUGAGUGUGGUUCAAGUGGAUCUUUAUUUGAGUACAAGGUAAACAUAUAUGAACAUUCUCGAGAGCAUAAAGUUACAUUUAAUUCAUCAAAUGAUACAGUAGUCUGCAGUUGUAUGAAGUUUGAAUUUGAUGGAGUUUUGUGCAGCCAUGCUUUAAAAGUGCUUGACCAAAGGAACAUAAAGGUAGUUCCAACACAAUACAUGUUAAAUAGGUGGACAAAAGAUGCAAGGGUUGGAAGUGUAAGAGAUGGUCAUGGGUCUAUCAUAGAAGAAGACCCUAUGUUGGCUGCAGCAGACAAUUUUAAAAUCUUGUGCCAUAAGGCAGUUAAAAUGGCAGCUGUGGCUGCUGAAUCUGGAGAAGCAUAUCAACAUGUUAACAUAAGAUUCGAUGAGAUAAUGCAAGGCUUGGAGAAGAUUUCAAGGAUAAAGGCCCUUAUGGAUAUUCAGGUAGCAGAGAACUCUGGCCGAUUUGAUGGAGAUGGAGAUGUGUAUUUUAGAGAUGAACCUGCUUUCCCUGGAGGUUCUUCGAUGAGUACAAGUGAUUUUAUAUCCACUGGCUUCACAACUUCCCCAGAUUACUUAAUGCUGCAGAAUGAUGUCAUGGUGAGCAAAACUUCUGAGAGGAGUUCUGGAUUGGACUCCAUGUCCAUCCCUCCUGUGAAAAUGUGCACAGUGUGCAAGGCUACGGUCUCCUCAACAUGGCGCUAUGGCCCCAAGGGCCCAAGGACCCUAUGCAAUGCUUGUGGGCUUCGGUAUAAGAAGGAACACAUAAAGCUAUGGGAAACUCCUAUCCAUUGUUCAAACCCCAAGGGUUCAACAAAGAGAAGAAAAUCCUCCACAACAAAUGAGUUCUAAGUUGUGUCUGGAUAUCGGUUGCCUCAUCUUUUUGUGUCUGUGCUUACUGCUUAUCCCUUCUAUUGCUAGUUACAUCAUACAUGAUGACUUUGAUAAAAAGUCUGAUAUUUAUUGUUAGUCCAUGAGAUCACACAUAGGGAACUCUCUCUUUCAGCGACCCUUGUCAAAUAACUUCAAAGUUGUUUUUAUGAAAAAUCUUUUGGCUGCUCUUUCCAUUGUUUGGAUGCUAUUUUCUUUUUAAUUUAUUCCCUCUUCCUUGGAGGCUUAUGUUACAAGUUUGAUGCCAGGGGGUCUUGAUGGCAUUUCUUUUCCUCUAGUUAGUUUUGCGUGUUAGGGGACCCAAUGCUCAGCAGAUCACCAAAAUAACAUUUUCUUUUCCCCAGGGAACCAGUGGGGGUAGUACGACCCAAACAUUUUAUCACAGGGAAGGGGGAAGGGUUGUGACUGAUGAUUCUGUGAUACGUGCAAAGGAGAUCUAUGAGUCAUAAUUACCGGGGAAUGUGUGAAAUGCAGGAAGCUAGGGCUACGAAGAUGGUAGCUAGAGCUCUGAGUGGUGUCCUAGAAAGUGUUAUGAGAUAGAGCAAGCAUCCAUAAUCGUGAGUAACAUGUAGAGAACUCCAAGUUUGUUUUCUCUUUCAUGUCUUGAGCUUUAUCUGCACAGCUUAGAAGCUUCUUGUCCGCAUUUCAUCUGUCCCUUUCUGCUGCCUUCCCACGAGUCUAUUCAUUUAUGGGGAAAAAGAAAGAGAAAAAAAAAAAGAAAAAAGAAAAAAGUGCGCUCCAACCAUGGCCGGAAAUGUCAUACCAACCAAAAGCUGGUUACCAAGCUAGAAAUCACAAUGUUUCUUGCUGUAGUUAUAAUUAUUGAUGUUGAUUCCUCUUAUUGCCUUUCUAUACCCUUUUUUUUUUUUUUACCGGUUUUUACCGUAUCUGACAAGCUGGAUUUACCACAGUUUUCCAUAUUUGGAUACUAGCAUGUUUUCUGGGCCAGUUGCUCAUUUCAUCUC
Molecule: messenger RNA, 3764 nt
Organism: Vitis riparia (riverbank grape)
Lineage: Eukaryota; Viridiplantae; Streptophyta; Magnoliopsida; Vitales; Vitaceae
Product: protein FAR1-RELATED SEQUENCE 12-like
Exons: 6
Coding region: 352-2760 (802 amino acids)
Biological process (GO): regulation of DNA-templated transcription
Molecular function (GO): sequence-specific DNA binding; zinc ion binding
Source: RefSeq, a predicted model, not a curated record